CGCCUUGACAUCCACUUUUACUUUCAGGCUCUUCGGGAAACGGUUCAACACAGCACUUUGUGUUCGUCAUGAUGCGCGACGCGCUCACCGGUUUGUGCAUUGGGAUUAUACUGUUAUUAAACAGCGGGUUUGUGGUUAUGAGGAGGCAGGACUCGUCUGCAGCUCUCGGCAGUAUUUUCCGUACGAGGUGCGCCGCCAGGUGCCUGAGCCUUCACAGCACGCGCAUCGCUCUCUCUCCAAGACAUUUCCAGAGUAAUGGAUCCCUUGGAUGGUGUCAGAGCCAUAAACAGUGUGCAAAGUGUCUGGAGCCAUGCAAAGUCUCCUGGGAGUUGAAAGACGGACCUUGUCGAGAUUUAUGUGAGCACGCAUUUCCCAAGCGUCAUGGCGAGGGUGUGACGGGCUGUGAGUUCCUGCGAUCAGUGAUGGUGGUGAAACAGGGUGACUGUCCGGCACCAGAAAGAGCCAGCGGGUUUGCAGCUGCCUGCGUGGAGGGAUGUGAGGAAGACGGAGAGUGUUCAGCCCAGAAGAAAUGCUGCCCAAACGGCUGUGGACACACAUGCCAGUCCCCUAAGAACCUUUACAGGGGCGCUCCUCUGAAGCCCAGAAAGGAGCUGGUCUUUGAGGAGCUGGAGUCUGGAGUGUUGGAAGUGUGCUGGUCCUCCAAGUUCAAUGUGUCAGCGGAGCCGGUGCUGAAUGUUCUGCAGAGGAGGUGGAACUACGGCAUCCACCCCAGUGAGGAUGGAGCAACUGAGUGGCAAGUGGUGGCUAGAACAUCAGAAGAGCGUGUGUGGCUGACGGACAUUCGGCCCGGUCGCUGGUACCAGUUCAGAGUGGCAGCAGUCAAUGUUCAUGGAACCAGAGGAUACACCACACCCAGCAGACACUUCAGAUCCUCUAAAGAUCCUGCCCCUCCCUCGGCACCAUCUGAACUUCAUGUCAGUGACAUGACCUUUGUUGCAGAUCGCUCUGUGUCUGUCCGCCUCAGCUGGAGCAUGUCUGCAGAUUUAGACAUCCCUGUUAACUACUACAAACUGUCCUGGAGCUGUUCUGACCAUACUAUACCAUCCAAACUCAAGAGGAGACAGAUUACAAAUGGGGACUCUACCUAUGCUGAGCUGGAUGACUUGAGAGAGAACAGGAGUUACACUGUGGAGUUGCAUGCGGUUUCAUACUGGGGUCAGGUCCCUCUCAAGAGCUCCAAGGCCAUUCUUCAGUUUACUACAAGCCAAAGACAAUCUGAUUUGGAAAGCACAGUCAGCCCGGUCUUUAUAAAACCCCAGUCAGAUCUAUUAGACGUGGGCACUCCGUUCUAUCAAGAUGGUCAGCUUCAGGUCCGGGUCUACUGGAAAAAGAAAGAUCCCACUGUGAAUCGUUACCGUGUGCAGUGGUCUCCGGAAUUCUGCAGUCACAAUGGAUCCAGAACACAGGAGAAGCUCAUUACCCAGGAGAAUUUCGCCAGCCUUCCUGGCCUUCAGUUCUCUUGCAAGUAUAAAGUGAUCAUCCAGCCUGUAGGAUCAAAAGGCAGAGCCCAGGCAGAAAGCACGACCUUCUACACCCCGUCCUGUGUUACUAUCCAGAGCAAGAGUCCCAAACCCAUCCCCUGCUCCACAGUCUCAGCAGUUGUUCCUCCAAAGGUCCUGGUCAAGGCAGAGAACCUGACGGCAGCGUUCUCGGUCUACAUGGGGAACGUGACAGGCCUGUUCUCAUGGGUGGUGGCCAUGCCUCAACCGCCACAGCAGGUCACAGGAUAUCAGGUCACAUGGGCAGAGGUCAUCACAGAGAGCCGCAGAAAUAAUUUGCCCAACAGCCUCAUAUCCCAGUCUCAAAUCCUGCCUCCAGAGCGUAAUAUCUUGGUAGUUUCUGGUCUUCAGUUGGCAUCUCUCUACAGACUUGAGGUGCAGGUUAUCACAACAGGAGGGCAAGGCCCAGCAACCUCCAGAACCUUCCAGACCCCAGCUCACAGCAAGCCAGUCCUGCAUUACAAACCCAGGAUGAAGAAACACCAUCUAAGGGCGGUGAUAGAACGGCACUGAAGACCACACUGCAAUGAAUCAUCCUGGACCAGAACUGACUCCUCAGGAACCAGACGAACCAAAGAACAGUUAAUUGCGAAUCGCGUUUCAGCCUGAGCCAGUCAGCUGCCUCAUGACUCAACAUGAGGACCUGCUGUAAUCUGAAGAUCAAAUUUUGGUUGACGUUACGAUAUUUAAAGCCCCAGUAAUUUCUUGUGGGGGAUCAGCUGCCACAAACUAAUUAGAAUUGAGUAUGCAACAAAGACUAGGGCAUCAAAAGCAAAAGCCAACAAAACAAGUGCAAAUACAAAAAAAAAGAAAAAAAAAAGGAUUUGGAACUGUAACUUUGUGGUUGUAUGCCUAAAAGAAAUGCUUUGAAUUGCACACUCCAUUAAAAAUGGUUACCCACACCCUAAGCACUGCAAAUGGAGCCUCUUUAAUGCAAUAUAGCAUGUAAUGACUAAUUUGGUUUGACUUGUAAAUAAGCCUGACUCAAUACAACUGUUUGUGGUUUUGCAUGUGUUCGUUAAGCAUGGAAUUUUACUGUUUGUAUCGCCAUUGUGUCAAUAGCAACAAAUGAGGAAUCAAUGAAAAAAAUAUUGCAGCUCUUUAAAACGAAAAUGUCAUUUAAGUUUAUGAGGGUUUUGUGUGAUGUGUGCUCAAUAUGCUGUAGAGAUAUGUUUUGCAGUCAUGUAAUUCCUGUAUAUACUGUAUGUUUUUUAUUUAUUUAUGCAAUACAAAUGUGUUAUGUGGAUUUGUAACUGUGUGAAUGCAUGAAUGUGUGUGUAUGUGUGUGCGCCUGUUCCCCCAGCAUCAUUCACAAACUGACAAACCCUUGCAAGGAGAUUUUGUAUAAAUAUAUUUGUAAAUUCCCAUAGAUAAUGA
Messenger RNA from Sinocyclocheilus anshuiensis, 2897 nucleotides. RefSeq names its product anosmin-1-like. Gene Ontology annotation, cellular component: cell surface; extracellular region. Gene Ontology annotation, biological process: neuron differentiation. Gene Ontology annotation, molecular function: peptidase inhibitor activity; protein binding. The record is from RefSeq and is a predicted model, not a curated record. Bases 69 to 2033 code for a protein of 654 amino acids. The transcript has 14 exons. Lineage: Eukaryota; Metazoa; Chordata; Actinopteri; Cypriniformes; Cyprinidae.